AUGUCCCAAAGUGGUUUAGUUGGAGACACAGUCACUUACACCACUCUUAUCCAAGGUUUUUUCCAAGCUGGGGACUGUGACAAUGCUCAAGAAAUUUUCAAACAGAUGGUUUCUGGUGGUCUGCCUCCCGAUAUUUGGACCUACAGCAUUUUGUUAGAUGGACUCUGUAAAAACGGGAAGCUAGAUAAAGCAUUGGUCAUGUUUGAGGAUCUUCAACGGAGUGCAACAGAACUCAAUAUCGUCACACAUAAUAUUGUCAUUGAAGGGAUGUGUAAAGCUGGCAACGUGGAGGCUGGAUGGGAUUUCUUUUGUAGCCUCAGCCUCAAAGGAGUGAAGCCUGACGUUGUAACCUACAAUACAAUGAUCUCAGGCUUGUGUAGUAAUAGAUUAAAGCAAGAAGCUGUUGCCUUGUUUAGUAAAAUGAAAGAAGACGGAUCUCUCCCAAAUGAUCGUACGUAUAAUGCGCUAAUCAGGGCACAUCUGAGGGAUGGUGACAAAGCCGCAUCAGCAGAACUGAUAAGAGUAAUGUGGAGUUGCGGGUUUGCAGGAGAUGCUUCAACCUUUGGCUUAGUCACUAUUAUGUUGCAUGAUGGGAGAUUGGACAAAAGUUUUCUCGACAUGCUUUCUGAAACAUUUUACAACUAG
This is a messenger RNA of Eruca vesicaria subsp. sativa (arugula), 645 nucleotides long. NCBI's taxonomy places the organism in Eukaryota, Viridiplantae, Streptophyta, Magnoliopsida, Brassicales, Brassicaceae. The record is from the annotation of a GenBank genome assembly.